Penicillium malachiteum is the source of this 1086-nucleotide messenger RNA. RefSeq lists its product as uncharacterized. NCBI's taxonomy places the organism in Eukaryota, Fungi, Ascomycota, Eurotiomycetes, Eurotiales, Aspergillaceae. Gene Ontology annotation, molecular function: 3-beta-hydroxy-Delta5-steroid dehydrogenase (NAD+) activity. The transcript is spliced from 3 exons. Bases 1 to 1086 code for a protein of 361 amino acids. Gene Ontology annotation, biological process: steroid biosynthetic process. The record is from RefSeq and is a predicted model, not a curated record.
AUGGACGCAAAAGCCAUCGACGAUAUCUUGGCAUCGAAGAAAGUUCUCAUAUCUGGAGGCACUGGUUUUGUUGGCUCCGCCACCGUGCAUGCCCUGGCAGGAAAGCAUCCCAGGUGCGCCAUCACCGUCAUCGACCGCAGUCCCCCUCGACCCCAACAUGCACUACCAGAGGGCAUUUCAUGCAUGCAAGUCGACGUGACCUGUAUGUCCGAGGUCAGCGAGGCGUUUCAAACAAUUCAACCGGAUGUUGUUAUUCACACAGCUGGUAUUGUCCCCGGUCUAGCAGACCGGUUCGGUCGGAGGCGGGAGAAGGAAGUUUGGAGGAUUAAUGUUGCAGGAACCCAGAAUAUGCUGGAUGCAGCCAUAGAGAACGGGGCCGAGGCUUUCAUCUACACCAGCACCUGCUGCGUUGUCACCGACGAUAUGCGAUCAUCCUACGCUAACAUUGAUGAGCGGUGGCCCACUUCGUCUAACUCCCUCAUCUAUGGAGAAUCCAAGGCUACAGCAGAGGCUCUGGUGCUCAACGCGUCCAGCGAGAAAAUGGCCACUUGUGCGCUCCGCCCCUCUGUGCUAUGCGGGCCCGGCGACUACCAGCUAGUACCAGCCAUCCAUGCAUGCAUUGCCAAGUACGAAACACCGUUCAUCAUUGGUACUGGCAAGAACUUGUGGGAUGUCACGCAUGUGAGCAAUAUUGCUGAUUCCCACAUCUUGGCUGUUGAGAACUUGGUUACCUCACGUACAGCGGCAGGCGAGGCUUUCUUUAUCCAAAAUAAUGAACCUAUCGCUUUCCGGCAUUUCUGCCUAGCCAUAUGGGCCCAUUUCGGGCAUAUCCCACCAUUUGAGAUCCAAAUCCCCGAAAUUUUAGCUUAUCUUGCAGGGUUGCUGUGUGAAAUAGUCACUUGGUUGACUGGCACCACGACGACCCUAAGCAGAGGAAGUGUACGAGAUGCUUGUGCCGUACGAUAUGCUUGUGGUGACAAGGCCAAAGAGAUUCUGGGGUACGAGGCUCGCAUAGGUAUUGAGGAUGCCAUCCGAUUGAGCUGCGAGGAGUAUGCCCACCGUAUCGGGGUAGAACUGCCAACCUAG